UCUUCUUUCCCCGAAGAACGCUAGGUGGCGGUAAUAAAACUACUCAAACAAAGUUUAGGGGUCAAAGGUGAAAGUUGACCCAAACCAGCAGCGCUCGCCUUACGUUAGUUAGCCGACAAUGGCUAAACAUCAUCCUGAUUUGAUCUUUUGCCGAAAACAAGCCGGUGUCGCUAUCGGGAGACUCUGCGAGAAAUGUGAUGGAAAAUGUGUGAUCUGUGACUCCUACGUGAGGCCUUGUACUCUGGUGCGUAUCUGUGAUGAGUGUAACUACGGCUCCUAUCAGGGCCGCUGUGUGAUCUGCGGAGGGCCCGGAGUGUCUGAUGCCUACUACUGCAAAGAGUGCACCAUCCAGGAGAAAGACCGAGACGGCUGUCCUAAGAUUGUGAACUUGGGCAGCUCUAAAACAGAUCUGUUCUAUGAAAGGAAGAAGUACGGCUUCAAGAAAAGGUGAAGACACCACGGCCACCAUCCUGCUUUAGUUUUUACAGCUUUUGAAGAUUGUUUUCAAACCUCAAGAACCAUUUUUUGAUUAAUCAAUAAAACUCUGUUUUAUA
This is a messenger RNA of Centropristis striata (black sea bass), 554 nucleotides long. RefSeq names its product PHD finger protein 5A (gene phf5a). Bases 119 to 451 code for a protein of 110 amino acids. The transcript is spliced from 4 exons. Lineage: Eukaryota; Metazoa; Chordata; Actinopteri; Perciformes; Serranidae. Gene Ontology annotation, cellular component: U2 snRNP; U12-type spliceosomal complex; catalytic step 2 spliceosome. Gene Ontology annotation, biological process: mRNA splicing, via spliceosome. The record is from RefSeq and is a predicted model, not a curated record.